Molecule: messenger RNA, 3408 nt
Organism: Daktulosphaira vitifoliae (grape phylloxera)
Lineage: Eukaryota; Metazoa; Arthropoda; Insecta; Hemiptera; Phylloxeridae
Product: lutropin-choriogonadotropic hormone receptor-like
Exons: 17
Coding region: 762-2876 (704 amino acids)
Biological process (GO): G protein-coupled receptor signaling pathway
Cellular component (GO): membrane
Molecular function (GO): G protein-coupled receptor activity; protein binding; protein-hormone receptor activity
Source: RefSeq, a predicted model, not a curated record
UUAGUUCCACAAGUCUCUCCAGAUAGCAACCAUUUACUUAAUAGUUGUUGCAGUGUACCGUUGAUGUUUGAUAAAAAUCUUUAUUGGUUGAAUUUUUAUGACUACCUCCAUUGCGACCACUUCGAAACACUGUAUUCGAUAUUGAAUUUUAAACAUAAUUAGCUCGUAUUCGACUUUAUCAUGUGAAAAUGAUUAUACUCUAAACGAAGAAGAAUGAACAUCAGGUAAAUCGUAUAAUACACAAAUUGAUCGUUCUUAUAAGUAUUGAGUGAGCAAAACACAAAUAAUUUAAACUUUGUUAUCUAAAUACACGGUAAAUCGAGUACAUUAAUCGUGUGCGUUAUUGACUAUGUUUUGAUAUUAUGUUGUUUAAUUUAAAUUUAUUAUUAUUAUUUAAUUACCUAUUGUAAUGUAAAUAUAACUCUUAUCCAGCCGUAAGGUGUUUGGUUGUCGACCGUUAGAGUACAUGUCGUCCGUCAUGAACGUUUCUGCUGCCGCUGUUGCUUUUCGCCUUAUCGGCGUUACACAUUCACUUCGCACGCUCACGCCAUGUCGCACACGUCUUUGGUUGCCGUUCCGCGUCGCUGUCAACCGGUCGGUCUUUAUUUACUUUAAGAUAUUUCUCAAUAACAUUGGAAAAAAAAAGAAAGAAGAAAAAAACGGGACUGAAGGAAAUACGACGUUGAUAACGAAAUCAUCCCUUAUUUGAUAGAACAUUUUUGGUCGAAAACAACUUAUGGAUCAGUCAUUCGUGAGCCUUUAUGGCGAUAAUCGUAUAUUUAGUGUUGUGGGGCAUUUGCUUAUUGUCAGUUGAAGGAAGGUACACCAUGUGCAUGGCAGACCGAUGUUGUUUGCGUAAUUCAACAGGUGCGUGGCCGCAUAAAAUCGAAUUGUACUGUUUAGGUGUCGAUAAUAUACCAGUUGUCUAUGAUCAAUCUAUUAAUAUAUUAACACUAGAAGAAUCUAAUAUAAGAGAGUUUACUGGAGACUCGAUAUCCUUAUACAGACAAAAUAUUACAGAUAUAAUUUUGAGCAAUUUAAAAAAUCUUGUGACCAUGGGCUCUUCGGCGUUUAAAAAUAUAACUGGAUUGCAAUCAUUGUAUAUAACACAAGCAAUUUCGUUAAAAGAAUUACCAGCUGAUAUAUUUCAUGAUAUUCCUAAAUCAUUUUUAGUAUUACGAAUAAAGAAAGCUAAUCUUAACAAAAUACCAGAUUUAUCACACCUCGGAAGUUUAACUCCUAUGCACACCAUCGAAUUCGAAGGGAACAAGUUAUUCACACUGCCAACAAAUGCAAUUAAAACUAGAGCAGAACAGUUAUUAUUGGAGUACAACAGCAUUUUUGAAAUACAAAAUUGGGCAUUCAAUGGUUCGGAAAUAGCAAAACUAAGUCUCAAAGGAAACUAUUUGACAUCUUUACAUGAUCACAGUUUUGAAGGAAUCACAAAUUUAUUAUCAAUCGAUUUAUCAGAUACUGCCAUGCAAAUUUUACCAACUUUAGGAAUGAUGAGUAUUGAAAAACUUUGGAUUGAAAAUACACCGUCUUUAACAAAAAUACCGUCAAUUUAUUCUUUUGGGAACUUAAAAGAAGCUUACUUGACAUAUUCUUUUCAUUGUUGUGCUUUUCAUUUUCCCGCCAAACAUGACUAUUCUACGGAUUCUAUAGUUCAAGCAAAUAUUCAAACUAUUCAAAAAAAUUGCGAAAAUUCAAGAAUUUCAAAUGAAGUUUUAGUGAAUCCAACAAUGACUAAUUGGAAAACUGACGACAUUGAUAAUUAUGAUGACGAAUUUUUUCACGAGCCAGCUAAAUCAACGGGAAAUUUAGACGUCGUGUGUGGCAAUAUAACGCCAAUAACUAAACUGUCAGUAAAAUGUUUGCCGCGUCCAGACGCUUUAAAUCCAUGCGAGGACAUAAUGGGAUUUUAUUGGCUACGGUUAUGUGUAUGGUUAGUCGGAGUAACAGCAUUGCUAGGAAAUAUGGUCGUACUACUAGUAAUGAUUCGUAAAAGAGCAAACAAAUCUGUUCCGAGAUUUCUAAUGUGCAAUUUAGCAUUUGCUGACUUUUGUACAGCUAUUUAUUUAUUGUUAUUGGCAUGGCAAGAUUUACAAUCGAGUGACAAGUAUUUCAAUUAUGCUUAUCAUUGGCAAACAGGUGUCGGUUGUAAAGUAGGAGGAUUUCUUACUGUUUUUUCAUCGCAACUUUCAGUGUUCGCUUUGUGUUUGCUGACGAUAGAACGAUGGUUUUCUAUUAGAAGAGCUCUGUACACUAACAAACUGACAUUCCCUUCAGCUGUCAAGAUAAUGGCUAUCGGUUGGGUGUAUUCGUUGGCAAUGGCCAGCUUACCUCUGAUGGGUAUAUCAAGUUACUCGACAACAAGUAUUUGUUUGCCGAUGGAUGCAACUCAAUUGAGCAGCGUGUGUUAUAUAUUUACUCUACUACUAUUCGCCAGUGGUGCGUUCGUGUUGAUGCUCUUCUGUUAUGUGCAAAUUUAUACGUCGCUUAGCUACGAGACCAGACAUGCCUCAGGUGAAGCUUGUAUUGCCCGCAAGAUUUUUAUUUUAGUGGGCACAAAUUUUGCCUGUACAGCUCCCGUUAUAUUUUUUGCUUUCACUGCCUUGCUUGGUUUCCCCCUGAUCGAUGUUACAAAGUCGAAAAUUCUGUUGGUCUUCUUCUAUCCAAUCAACUCGUGCGCAAAUCCAUUCCUGUAUACGAUUCUCACCACCAGUUUUCGUCGGGAUAUCGUGUCUACAUUUACGAAGUUUGGUUUGUGUUCAAAUAACGAAAAAAAAUAUAAGGUCAUCUACUCGACUCAGACCAACAACACUCAUCGAGUUACUCCUGUUCAUCGGCCGAUUUCGACUUCACAGCAAGGAUAAUUUAAAUAUGAUUUAAAAAUUAAUUUAUUAUAUUAAAUAAGAGAAAGACUGAAAAAAAUGUUUCUACAAUGUUAUUGUGAAUUUUUAAAAAUUAUUAUGAUAGGUAUUCUUGUCAUCGUAAUCAUUUAUUGUAUAAUUGUUGAAUUCCGAAUGUAUUAUUUUAAAUCGAGUUUUUAAAAAAUUAAUAGUUAUAAGUAAUUGAUACAAAUUAAGUUUAUUAAAGAACUACUAACCAAAAGUAUUUGUGUCAUUUAAUUUUGACGCUAAUAUUUGUAAAAGUCGUCAUUAUACUUUAACCAUUACCAAUUAAAAUUAUUCCUUAAGUUUAAGAAAAUUUCAUUAGUAUUGGUUCGUUUUAAUAAGGCCAUAAUGUAAUUAUAUGUUAAAAUGGUUUUAUUUGAUGAGAAUAUUUAUUCUUAAGAUAACCGUAAUUAGGAAAAUUGUGUAGAUUCAUGGCGUGUUUUUUUUUAUUUAAAGUAUGGCAAAUUUAUUAAGAAAAUUAAACAAAAAUUGUAAUCACAUUUAUUAAAUG